AUGGGUUUCGGUGAUCUUCAAUCUCGCGACGGUCUUCUUCUUCUUAACAAUUUCCUUGCUGACAAAUCAUAUAUCGAAGGAUAUCGUCCAACACAAGGGGAUGUUGUCGUUUUCGAAGCAGUCAAGAAAGCUCCGUCGGCUGAUCUUGAAAACGCUCUUCGUUGGUACAAACACAUUGCAUCAUUCAACGAUGCUGAAAGAAAAAAAUUCGAAGGUGAACGUCAAUCAAUUGAUCAUUACGGACGUCAACACGGUCAAGAUAGCCAACAAAAACAUGAAUUCAAAUCUCUUUCGGUCAAUCCAGCUGAGAGAAAACCUGCAGCUGCUGCCGCUGAUGAUGACGAUGUUGAUCUCUUCGGUGAUGAAGAUGAAGAAGAAAGUGAACAAACCAAACAACGUUUAGCUGCUUAUGCUGCCAAGAAAGCAAACAAACCGGUUAUUGUCGCUAAGAGUACCAUCAUUCUUGAUGUUAAACCAUGGGACGAUGAAACUAACAUGGAAGAACUUGAAAAGAACGUUCGCUCAAUUGAAGUUGAUGGACUUCUCUGGGGUGCUUCUCGUUUCGUUCCACUUGCCUAUGGUAUCAAGAAAUUACAAAUUACAUGUGUAGUUGAAGACGAUAAAGUUGGUACGGAUCUUCUCGAAGAACGUAUUACAGCGUUCGAAGAUCAUGUUCAAUCCGUUGAUAUUGCUUCAUUUCAAAAAAUAUAA
Molecule: messenger RNA, 711 nt
Organism: Adineta ricciae
Lineage: Eukaryota; Metazoa; Rotifera; Eurotatoria; Adinetida; Adinetidae
Source: the annotation of a GenBank genome assembly